Molecule: messenger RNA, 1591 nt
Organism: Cucumis sativus (cucumber)
Lineage: Eukaryota; Viridiplantae; Streptophyta; Magnoliopsida; Cucurbitales; Cucurbitaceae
Product: AUGMIN subunit 4
Exons: 14
Coding region: 150-1466 (438 amino acids)
Biological process (GO): spindle assembly
Cellular component (GO): HAUS complex
Molecular function (GO): microtubule minus-end binding
Source: RefSeq, a predicted model, not a curated record
CUUAUGGUAUUUUACAACGCAAAAAGGUGUUCUUGUUUUUUGGGUUAUUUUUUUUGAAAAUUUCCUCCCUCCGUCGGAAGAGGAUUUCGCUACAUCGGCUCACCGGGGAACGGCUCUGAGAGGUAUAUGCUUUGAUCCUCCCAUCUUCAAUGGUGAAAAGCUUACAAGGCGGAGGCCAAAACCUCCCGACUGACGUCACGCAGGUCAUUGAUCAGUUGGAGCGCCACUGCUUGGCUCCUGAUGGGUCUCUCGUCUCCAAACCUGCCCACUACGAUCUACAGCUCGCGAGAGAAGAAAUGUCGAGGGAAAGGUUGCGUUAUUUGGAAGCCAUGGCAAUCUAUUGUGAAGCAAUUGCAAUGGUGGAAGAGUAUCAGCAGGCUGUUUCAAUGGCGAACCUUGGAGGAGUUCGAGAUGUUCAGGCGCUUUAUCCACAGCUAGGCUUGAAGAAUUCGCCGCAGGUUUAUGAGACUCUUGAGCACCGAAUGGUAGUGGCUGAAGCAUCUCAAAGAUUGAGGCUUCCUCUUAUAUCAAAGGAUGGUGAAAUCCAUGAGGAAGAGAUCGAGAAGUUAUCGCGAAGUUCCCUUGAUAGUACAAGCACUGGUGUCACAAUCAGUUCAAGCACUAAUUCAACAAAUUAUGCAAGUGCUAGCAGUACAGGAAGCAUUGUGAACAACAGUCUUUCAGUAAGCUCAACUGAUACUGCAGAACCUGGAGUAGGUGGUGUUCCCAAUCGCUUUCUUGGAAUUACACCUGCAUUUUUAUGGCAAACACAGCUCCAUCAUACGCCUUCCACGGAUAUGGCUGAAUAUCAAAUGGCUCUUUCUCGUGAGAUUGAUGCUCGUCUGAAGACUAAAUGUGAUAAAGUAGCUGAUGCUUUUAUUAUGGAUGAUAUUGAGUCAUCAUCUGGGCAUCAUAGCUCUAGUGCUCGGCUUCCUGAGAGGGUUAAGUUGAUCAUCGAAGAAAUUGAAAGGGAAGAAGCAGCUUUACGGCAAGAGCUUUACUCGGCGGACAGAAAGUUCGCUGAAUAUUACAAUGUUCUUGAGCAGAUAUUGGGAGUACUAAUAAAGCUUGUCAAAGAUUUGAAGUUGCAGCAUCAACAUAAAUAUGACGAUCUCCAGAAAACAUGGCUGUGCAAAAGGUGUGAGACCAUGAAUGCAAAACUGAGUGUAUUAGAGCACGUUCUCUUGCUAGAAACUUACACUCAGGAAUCUAUACCAGCCCUUCAUAAAAUAAGAAAAUAUCUUGUUGAAGCUACGGAGGAAGCUUCUAUUUCUUAUAACAAAGCAGUUACUCGUCUCCGUGAGUAUCAAGGCGUAGACCCUCAUUUCGACACAAUUGCAAGGCAAUACCACGAUAUCGUGAUGAAACUUGAUAAUAUGCAAUGGACAAUACAUCAAGUUGAGAUGGACUUGAAACGCUUGCCAGAUCAAUCAACUUUGUCUUCUCAAAUGGUUGGCUUAAAUUAAUCAUAACCAUGGGAGUGUUACCUGAAGAAAGUAAUAUGGCUCAAAAUUCCUGUAGAAGCAUAAGAUUUUGAGAGAACAAAAAGUUGUGUUUUUAUUUACAAAUUUAAGGAAAUUUCCAUCUUAUA